Darwinula stevensoni is the source of this 392-nucleotide messenger RNA. The record is from the annotation of a GenBank genome assembly. Lineage: Eukaryota; Metazoa; Arthropoda; Ostracoda; Podocopida; Darwinulidae.
GUAUUGAUAUGCUCGUGGAAGGUGAUUGGGUGAAAGCCAAUGGUACUACACUAGGUGCUGAUAAUGGUUUGGGAGUAGCCGCCAUAAUGUCUAUUCUGGAAAGCAAAAACAUUGCUCACCCCUCGUUAGAAGCAUUAUUCACGAUUGAUGAAGAAACUGGGAUGACGGGUGCAAUAGGAUUACAACCUGGUGCCAUUUCUGGUGAUAUACUCCUGAAUCUAGAUACUGAAGAAGAUGACGAAAUAGACAUCGGGUGUGCUGGUGGGGUAGAUGUAUCUGCUUAUCAAUCUUAUGAAACGACUCAUGCAACUGCAGAUUUCUACACCAUCGAGAUUUCUGGUUUACAAGGUGGACACUCUGGUAUGGACAUCCACAAAGGUUUUGGGAAUGCU